CACCAGCCCCUGCUGAGUGUCACUCAUGCCCCUGUGUCACUGGUAACUGUGUGUGCACUGCCACAAGCAGCAAGGUCGCCAACAACAGUUUGCACUCUGCAGUCGGAAUCAGAACUAGUUUGGAAAGGUACACUUGAACCUGGUGCCUCACCUGUAUCUGAUGGCACCAUCUGGCUGCAAGAGAUGCAUGGGAGUAUUUCCUUUUUUGCCAGAGAGUGCUCCUGACAGCGACUGCCGGCCACCUCCCUUCUGUUCGACCACAGCAACUCCGAGCUCCUGCAAAACCCGAACGGCAGAGCUGGUUCUGCAGCGAAUGCAGCAGUUCAAGAGAGUGGACCCGGAGCGCCUGAAACAUGCCUCAGAAGAGUGUUCCCGCGGGGCUGCACCAGAAGACCGUGGCCUGAAGAGCCCUGGAGAGGAGCUGACCGCGGGGCACGGUAGGCCUGCACUGCCAGCCACAGACAGUGACGCUGCAAUGGCGCUGGCCCUGCAGCAGGAGUUUGGGCAGGAAGCAACAUCUGCGUGCAAUGACAGCCUGGAGGAGAAGGGAUUGUUCUUCUGCCAGAUCUGUCAGAAGAACCUCUCAACCAUGAACGUGGUCCGACGGGAGCAGCACAUGAACAGGUGCUUAGACAAGGCAGAACAAGCACAAAGACCACCUGCCCCUCAGAUCCCCGAGUGCCCCAUCUGCGGCAAGCCUUUUCUCACCUUGAAGAGCAGAGCAAGCCACCUGAAGCAGUGCGCGGUGAAGAUGCAGGUCGGCCCCCAGCUCCUGCUGCAGGCCGUGCGGCUGCAGACGGCCCAGCCCGAGGCAGGAGGACCCCCUCCCUCAGCCAGCAUUGGCAAUCCAACUGGAGGCUCGAAACGGAAAGGAACCUCCCACAGGAAGGAGCCACGGAAGAGGCGGAAGGUCGGCCAGCCUGAAGCGCCGUCCGAGGACCUGCUGGUAGCCAUGGCCCUAUCCCGGUCUGAGAUGGAGCACAGCCCCGCCGCAACAGCCCUCAGGCUUGAGAGCGCCUUCUCAGAGAGGACUCGACCUGGAGCAGAGAAGAAAAGUCGCAAGAAGAAACCCCCAGCGUCUCCCCCACAGCUACUAAUCCAAGACUCGGAGACCACAGGCAGGCAGAUAGAGGACCGCGUGGCCAUGCUCCUGUCGGAGGAAAUGGAGAUGCCCAGCACGCCGCAGCUGCCAGCCAGCAGGAUCCUGAAGGAAGAGUUGAGAAAGGCAGCAGGGAAGCAGAACUUCCUGUGGGAGGGCAGUGCCCUGACCGGAGCCUGGGCUGUGGAGUCCUUCUACACAGCCAACCUGGUCCCCCCCAUCGUGCCCCAGCAGCCCACCAAGGAGCCUCCCCGGCCACUGACACCUGAGAAGCCACAGCCAGACCUGCCAGGGCCACCUGAUCUUCCCAGCAGUCCCGGUGCAGGCCACGGGGCUGGAGACCUGUCGCUGACCACCACCCAGAGGGAGCACCAGGCCCUGCAGGACCUCGUGGACCUGGCACAGGAGGAGCUGAACACCAGCCCUGAGCCCAGCAGAGGAGACCUGGCCAGUUCAGGGCUGGAUGUGGUACCCUGCAGCCUUCCACUGACUGGCUUUGUCCUGCCACCCAAGGAGAAGCACCCUGAGGGAGGCGACCAUGCUUUGCUCUCCUUUGGGCUGCUGAUUGCCGACUUCAGCACCAUGGUCAAUAACCCACACUUGAGUGAUGUCCAGUUCCAGACGGACAGUGGGGAGGUGCUCUAUGCCCACAAGUUUGUGCUUUAUGCCCGAUGCCCACUUCUCAUUCAGUAUGUGAGCAGCGAAGGCUUCUCCGCCAUGGAGGACGGGGCCCAGGGCCAGCGUGUGCUGCUGAGUGACGUGAGCACUGAGGCAGUGCAGGCGUUCCUGCGCUACCUCUACACUGCGGACACCAGCCUGUCUCCCCGCCUGGUCCCUGACCUCACUUCCCUGGCCCUCAGGUUUGGUGUGAGUGACCUUGUCCACUUAUGCCAGCAAGUGCCCACCACAGUGGAGUCUGAGGAAGAACAGUGGGCAGAGGAGGACAAGAGCUGUGCCAGCAGAGUGGAGAACUUCCAAGAGCUCUUGAAGUCAGUGUGGGUGGACGGCGAGGAGGAGGCAGAGACCCCGAUGAACCCCGAGGACGGUGAACGAGACAGGGAACAGGUGAACGAGGCCGAAAUGGAGGAGAUCUACGAGUUUGCAGCAACUCAGCGGAAGCUUCUCCAGGGGCAAAGGGCCACAGCCAUGGACGAGGCUGCCCAGCCCCGGGAGGAGAGCCCGGAAUCUGCACAGAUCCUGGCAAGCAAGAGGGUCAGCAGUGUCCUCACCUUGCUGACCCAGCUAGAACACAAAGCCAGGGGGACCUCGACCGCCUGGGACCCCUUGGCAUCCAUUGACCUCACCCAGUCAAGGCCAGAGCAGCUCAGCUCUCAGGCUCUGAGCACUCCCUGCACCAGGAGCCAGGAAAGUGAGGUUAUCCUCCUAUCAGACUCUGACGAAGAGCUGGGACUGGAGCAAGCCAAGGGCAUGCUGGAUGCUGCUGGCUCCCCAAAAGAAAGGACAGUGUCAGGAAUUAGCUCCAAGUCCGCUGAACUGUUCUCGGUCAUUGAUGUGGACGCGGACCUGGAGCGUUCCCAGAGCCCGCCUGGGGGAGGAGCCGAGUCGCAGGAGGAGGGGCUCUGUGAGAGGAGCGACCCCGAGGACAGCACCACGGACACCUCGUGGCUGGUGCCUGCCACACCACUGGUCAGCAGGAGCCAUGACUGCUCAUCCCAGUCCAGAAUCGUGAGCUUCAGCCCCAGGACUCCAGCCAACGAGAGGGCUGCACGCACUCCCCGGGCGAGGGGAACUGCGCACACAUUCUCGGUGAUCGUGUCCCAGAACCAGGCCGCAGCCCAUGUUCCAGCCACCUCGGGGGCAUCCGAUGGUGGGGGCUGGGGCUGCGGAAGCCCCUCCAGGCCCCACGCAAGGCACCCCAAGCACUCCUCUCCACUGGGCCCUAGUCGCCUUGGGGGAAGCCUCCCUGACUUGGCCUGGCAGUUCCCAACAUGCUCUCCGCCCAGGCCGCUCUGGCCCCUCCAGGCUGAGGCGAAUGAGGUGGUAGAAGUGGAGGACAGUGAGGGUGAGCAGGAGGCCGCCUCCCUGCAGGCACACAGCAGCCCCCUGCUGGACCGUGAGCCUCCAGUGCUGGUGGACGACUGCUCUUGGCACGCCGAGCCCCUCUCCCCGAUCCCGAUCGACCAGGUGAAUCUUGAGCGGACGGGCCCCCUGAGUACCAGCAGCCCCUGCAACAGGGCACAGGAGGCCCCAGCCUACAGUGCUGGUCACGCUCCUGGCCUCCUGGUCACCCCACCCACCCAUGGCAGAAGGUCUCCGCAGACAUCCUUGCCGGCCAGCUCCCCGGGGAACAGCAGACCAAGCUUUCUGAACUCGGCUCUCUGGGAUGACUGGGACGGCGGGGAGCAGAGGUCACCAAAAGCUCUUCCUGCAGCGCGGACCCCAGGUGCCAAUGGAGCUCAGCGGUCAGCCACGUCAGAGAUGCCAAAAGGUGCUAAUCGGAAGAAGAAUUUGCCCCCCAAAGUACCCAUAACUCCAAUGCCAAGGUAUUCCAUCAUGGAGACACCGGUACUGAGGAAAGAACUGGACAGGUUUGGAGUCCGGCCUCUGCCCAAGCGCCAGAUGGUUCUGAAACUGAAGGAGAUCUUCCAGUACACACACCAGACCCUGGAGUCUGACUCGGAGGAUGAGAUCCAGGCCUCAGAGAUGCCCCUGGCUACCCCGCUUAGCCAGAGCCACAGCACCGAGACCUCCAAGCCUGCCGGGGCUGAGGGCUGUGGUGUCCUAGGCCCGGGCCAGCCAGCAGGCCCUGAGGGGGACACCCGUCUCCCAGCCUCCCAGGAAUCUGUGGACAGCAGUGACAGCUCCUUCAGUUCACAAAGCUCUUCCUCCGCUGAGUUUGGGGCGGCCCUCGAGUCAGCUGGUGAUGAGGAGCAGGGGAUCAGUGCCUCCCAGGCAGCCAUGCCGGCAGCAGACGUGGAGGAGGCAGUGAGGCGCUACAUCCGCUCCACACCAGCCCUGCACCGGAAGGUGCUGCUGUACCAGCCAUUGGAGCUGGCUGAACUGCAGACUGAGCUGAGGCAGAACGGCAUCCGUGUGGCCAUGGGCAAGCUAUUGGACAUCCUGGACGCUCACUGCAUCACCUUCACCACCGCUGCUGCCCGGAAGGAGAAGCUCAACAGGAAGAGGCUGCAGCGUGUGGGCAAGAAGAAAGGUGGGCAGAAGUGAUGGCUGCAGCCUGACCUCCACUAUCAGAGGUCACUCCUAGCACCAGAAGCCCCUGCCGUCCCUGUGUGUGAGGUGCCAGGAUGCC
Ochotona curzoniae (black-lipped pika) is the source of this 4370-nucleotide messenger RNA. RefSeq names its product structure-specific endonuclease subunit SLX4-like. Lineage: Eukaryota; Metazoa; Chordata; Mammalia; Lagomorpha; Ochotonidae. The coding region runs from base 161 to 4285 and encodes 1374 amino acids. Gene Ontology annotation, molecular function: DNA binding; enzyme binding. Gene Ontology annotation, cellular component: nucleus; Slx1-Slx4 complex. The transcript is spliced from 15 exons. The record is from RefSeq and is a predicted model, not a curated record. Gene Ontology annotation, biological process: meiotic DNA double-strand break processing; resolution of meiotic recombination intermediates; DNA replication.